AUGAAACCAUCUAAACUGCAAGAUCAUCUGAGAAGAUGCCACCCCGAUAAAACAGAGAAAGAUUUGAAAUACUUUCAAACACUCAAAGAUAAAUUUCAGAAGAGACCUACACUGGACAGAAUGUUCGCUUCGACGUCACAAAGAAAUGAUGAUGGUUUGCGGGCGUCUUACAAUAUCUCGUUACUUAUAGCAAAAUCCGGAAAACCGCAUACUAUCGGAGACUAA
This is a messenger RNA of Acanthoscelides obtectus, 225 nucleotides long. The record is from the annotation of a GenBank genome assembly. NCBI's taxonomy places the organism in Eukaryota, Metazoa, Arthropoda, Insecta, Coleoptera, Chrysomelidae.